GAGGCUGCUCUCCCCGCCGCACUCCGCUGUCACCUCCGCGCCGUCCACAUCUCCGGCUCUCUCCUCUACGCGCCAUGUGAAUGGACUGCGGCGUUUUCGGGGCAUCAGGAUGCUGGCAGGGACGCGGGCUCCUCUCCGGGCAGGACUGCAGGGCGCCCACUUCUCCCGCUUCAUGGUAGGGCAGGGAGGGUACGGUUGUCAGGUAAGCUGGGCACCCGCUGCCUAGCCCCGGGCACUGGACACUUCUGGAGAACUUCUUGUCUGCAGGAUUACCGCGACCUUCUCGCUUUGUGUGAACCCUGGGCUAGAACUCCACUAGAAGAAGAGGCGAUUUCUCCGGGACUUCACACUAGUUGUGCCCAUCAUGUGGGCUGAGGCUUCCCCCCUGGCACUGCUGACAGGCGCCUCCUUCCUGCUGGCCGUGCUGGCAGCUGCCCGGGGGAGCGGGGAGUACUGCCACGGCUGGACGGACACGCAGGACGUGUGGAGGGACGGCUUCCAGUGCCCGGAGAGGUUCGACGGGGACGACUCCACCAUCUGCUGCGGGACCUGCGUACUGCGCUACUGCUGCAACAGCGCCGAGGCCAGGCUGGACCAGGGCUUGUGUAAUAACGACCGGCAGCAGGGGGCGCCAGAGCACGGCAGAACCGACAAGGACAGCCCGGACUCGGCAGCAGUUCCCAUCUAUGUGCCAUUCCUGAUUGUUGGAUCAGUGUUUGUUGCGUUUAUCAUCUUGGGGUCCUUGGUUGCCAUUUGCUGCUGUCGCUGCCUGAGACCGAAGCAGGAACCCCAGCAGAGCAGAGCUCCGGGAAGCAAUCGCCUUAUGGAAACUAUCCCUAUGAUAUCCAGCGCCAGCACCUCACGUGGCUCUUCCUCUCGGCAGUCCAGCACAGCCACCAGCUCCAGCUCAAGUGCCAACUCAGGGGCAAGGGCUCAACCAACGAGAUCACAAACCAACUGCUGUCUGCCCGAAGGUGCCAUGAAUAACGUGUACGUAAACAUGCCCACCAAUUACUCAGUGUUAAACUGUCAGCAGGCGACCCAAAUGGUCCCGCACCAAGGACAAUAUCUUCACCCUCAGUUUAUGGGAUAUGCCGUACCUCAUCAUGACUCUGUCCCCAUGACCCCAGUGCCACCUUUUUUAGAUGGACACCAAGUUGGAUACAGACAAAUGCAAUCGCCGUACCCUCACAGUAACCCUGAACAGAUGUUGUACCCGGCAGUUACUGUUUAAGGCGAGCCAUAGGCGGCAGAAUCUGUGCGGAAAUGGACUCUAUUGGACACAUGGCAUUUUACAGGGCAACUUUAUUGUAAAAUGCAUGAUGGUGACAAAAGUUUUUUUUUUUUUUUUAACAAUUGUGCAUAUGCUUUUUAUUUUAUUGUUGAGGGGAAGGGGGAUACGUAUUACUUUAAAUUGCCUGAGCCAAUAACCUGCUCUCUGCAGAACUACGCUACGCCAUUUCAGCAGGGAGCAGGUUUCGUAUAUUCUGGUAUAGCAGGUAUAGGGAUAAUUUUUUUUUCCAUUCAUUUGAAGUGUAUAAAAUAAAGUGAAAAUAACAUUUUUUUAUAUUUAAUACAAAAAAAAGACAAUCAUUCAGACAAUCAAAACAUGAAGACAGUGCAAUUACUCGUGUCAGGCCUGAAUAAAAGUGAUAUAAAUGUAAUGAUUCUUAUCAUUAAGGGUUAAAAAAGAAAAUGAAUCGGAAACAAGCCAUGACAGUAGUUUCAGUAGACAGAUGCGGUAUUUGGUUCAAGGCCGGAGCUACUUGACGACUCGCCUCAAUCUUCAAGAGACCAAAAAUUGCUGUGUAGCAAUGUAGCCUCACAAGUGAAUGGAGGGGGGCAGUGCAACUUACCGAUUGCUGCAACUGUGACCCCAGAAUCCCAAACUGCUGGAUUUUCUGUAAUUCUAAUUUGCAAGUCAUGCAGUGAUCCCAUUCAUUUAUGAGGCUACACAAGGCCAAAGUUGUGUAGCCUCAGCCAAAAGAGAAUCUCCAACAUUAUGAUACUUCCACGGGUGUAGCUAUAGGGUGGUGCAGGGGUAGCAGUCACACCCGGGUCCUGGUGCCCAAAGGCUCCUUUUCCACAUAAGAAGGCACCACUAUUAUAAAUGGCACAUGGUAGGUUGGGAACCAAGUUAUGGAUUUUGCAUUGGGACCCAAGAAAUUCUGUUUAUUCUUCACCUCAUUAUUGAUGGAGUAUGUCCUACCAUAAUGCCAAAUCUCCUUGUUCCACCACAGAUUAGGGUUCAGACCUCCAUCAAAUAUCCAACAUGCUGUAUGAAGUUUCCUUCACCUGGGGGCAAUAUUCAGUUAGCUGUCUUUGCUUAAUGUCUCUAUACCUUGGCCAUGGUAGAGUGUCUUUAUUUCUCCACCCUUCCCGGCUUUUCGCACCAGGGGCACCUACACCACAUGUCCCCCUACUCUAGCUAUGCCAUUGCAUUAUUGAAAUAGACAUGGAGGUCUGGAUCUCUAGACCCUGGAUUUUGCCCAUGGAGGGAAGGUGGGGUUUAGGGUUGAGUAUAUCCCAGAGGCACAGCAGAGCAUACUCCAUUUCUGAGUAAAAAAUGACCCACUGUGACAGUUUCUCUAUUACGUGCAUCAGUUACCUACAGUAGAAGAGGCCAUCUUGUUAUAUGCUAAUAUUAUUAAGAAUUUCACAUAGCAUCCAGAGAUGUAAUUUUUUUUCACAAUUAUCCAGAAGGGAUUUUCCUCCACAUAAUUGUUUGUUAGGAUUCCAUAAUUUUGUGCUGAAUCUGCCAGGAAUUAACGAUAUAACCGAAUCAAAUUAAAAACAAACCAGGAACUAUAAGAACUCUGCAUAGAUUGAAUUCAUGGCCUUAUUAACAUAUAUAGGUUGCUUUGUGAUAUGUGGUUUAUAUCAUCAUCCAGGAUUGGUACAGAUGUACACCUUUGGGGACAAUUUUUAGUAUUAUUGCAUUCUAGUCAUUUGGGGCU
Molecule: messenger RNA, 2957 nt
Organism: Bufo bufo (common toad)
Lineage: Eukaryota; Metazoa; Chordata; Amphibia; Anura; Bufonidae
Gene: SHISA2
Product: shisa family member 2
Exons: 2
Coding region: 365-1234 (289 amino acids)
Biological process (GO): negative regulation of Wnt signaling pathway; negative regulation of fibroblast growth factor receptor signaling pathway
Cellular component (GO): endoplasmic reticulum
Source: RefSeq, a predicted model, not a curated record